Molecule: messenger RNA, 3890 nt
Organism: Anolis sagrei ordinatus
Lineage: Eukaryota; Metazoa; Chordata; Lepidosauria; Squamata; Anolidae
Source: RefSeq, a predicted model, not a curated record
AUGAGAACUGAUAAGGAGUUCCAGAUCCCUCCUGCCCACGAGAAAGGAUUUGCUCAUGUCCUGUGGGUUGGGACCAACGGGAUCAUCUCCACCCAAGACUUCCCCAGAGAGACCCAGUACGUGGAUGAUGACUUCCCCACGGAUUUCCCUGCGAUCGCUCCCUUCUUAGCCGACAUUGACACCAGCGACGGGAAGGGCAGGAUUUAUUACCGCCUGGAGGAAUCCAAAGAGGUGCUGGAUCAAGCUGUGCGGCUGAUUCGGGCUGGGUUCCCUGCUGCUUCCAACUUCGAGCCUCAGUACGCCUUCAUUGCUACUUGGGACAAUGUCGGGGCCUAUGAAGAAGUCGCCCGGAACGCAGAACCCUCCAAGCAGCGCAACACCUUCCAGGCUGUCCUAGCUUACAAUACUUUGGACGCUUAUGCCAUUUUCCUCUAUCCUGAUGAUGGGAUCCAGUUUUAUGGAACACGCCCCAAGGAAUCCUACAAUGUCCACUUGGAGCUCCCUGCCCGGGUGGGCUUCAGCCGAGGGGAAUACCAGCGCCGGGAAGGACCCUUCUACAGCGUCACCACCAGCGAGCAGUCGGUCAAAAACCUCUACCAGUCCAGCAAUGCCGGGAUCCCAGGGGUCUGGGUCUUCCAUAUUGGCAGCUCUUCCCACAUGGAGAAUGUGAUCCCAGCUUCAAUUGGGAAGAGUCCUUCGCCAAUUAAUCUAGAGAGGACAGCUGUGGAUCAUGACUUCCUGGAGCCCAUCUUCCCGAGUUCGCCGGCCGACUAUGCCGAUGCCUUCUAUGAAGAAGGCGAAGAAGAGUAUUUGUCUGUCAGGCCGACUGAUCCGCCGGCGUCUGACGUGGAGACGUGGCCUCCCGACACUUCCUUCAGCCUCGACGACCACCUCGAUUACUCUGAGCCAAGGCAUUCUGGAGGGGCAACGCUGGAGUUGGAGCCCGAGUCCAGGGUGUAUAACCCGGCCGCCAGCCCCCUUCCUUCGUACCCGGACUUGGAUGCCGUCCUGAAAGCUCUUGGGGAGCAGUUACCGACCGCAGCACCUUCUGUAUCGGAAGAGGACUCCACAAGUCCCUCCAUGCCGUGGAUUUAUGAGAGGCCAUUUGAGGCGGUGACAGCGGUUCUGCUAGGAGAAGAGGACAGCGGUCCACCUUCGGAGAACUACCCUGUCUACCCCGAGGGAGAGGUUAUUCUCGAAAGCUUUCCCGAUAACGCCCCACCCUUCAGCCCCCGGAGACGAGUCGUUGGGGUCGAUGAAGACAUUACUUUUAACCCAGAUGGGUUCACAUACAGCGCUCCCAAUGUUGAAACCUGCGAGACUCACCACAGCCAGUGCUCCCCGCAUGCCUUCUGCACAGACUACAGCACCGGUUUCUGCUGCCAUUGCCAGUCCAAAUUUUAUGGAAAUGGACAGCACUGCUUACCGGAAGGUGCUGCUCAUCGCCUGAACGGCAAAGUCAGUGGAGACCUGCUGGUGGGACGGACACCUGUGCACUUUGCGGACGUUGACUUGCAUGCCUACAUCGUUGGCAACGAUGGGCGAGCGUAUACGGCCAUCAGCCACAUCCCUCAGCCAGCCGCUCGGUCUCUGAUGCCGCUAGCUCCCAUCGGGGGCUUCUUUGGCUGGCUUUUCGCUCUGGAGAAACCUGGCUACGAAAACGGCUUCAGUAUUGCAGGCGCUAAAUUCACCCACCGCCUUGAAGCCACUUUCUAUCCUGGAGGAGAAACUGUUUCUGUCAAGCAAACCGCUGAUGGUCUGGAUGCCGAAAAUUAUCUCAGCGUUCGGACCGAAAUUCAAGGGCAGGUGCCUUAUAUUCCGGAGAAUUUUACUGUCCACAUCGCACCUUACAAGGAGAUCUACCAGUACAUGGAUUCAGCAGUGGCAUCAACGUCUUACCGGGAAUAUUCCUUAUUUGCCUCUGGGACCCUCAACCAAACCUUGUCCUACCGGCUGCGCCAGAAUCUCACUUACCAGAGCUGUCCCCACGCAAGGCAUCGCCUGAGGACUCCGGUCACGCAGCAGCUCACUGUGGACAGAAUAUUUGCUUUGUACAACGAGGAGGAACAAGUGCUCCGUUAUGCCGUCACCAACCAGAUUGGGCCCCUCGGAGAUGAUGCUGGGAUGGUUGCAUUGAACCCAUGCUAUGAUGGAACCCACUCAUGCGACACAACGGCACGGUGCCAGCCUGGCUCUGGUUUGGAUUACACCUGCGAGUGCACAGCUGGCUACUAUGGGGAUGGGAAAGAAUGCACAGAUAUCAAUGAAUGUGCCGCGGGCAUCAGCCGCUGCAGCCCCGAGUCGGUCUGCAUCAACACGGUGGGCAGUUACCGGUGUGAGUGUCCUCUUGGGUACGAGCUUGCAGCAGAUCGGGCCACUUGCCUAGUGGUUGCCCCUCCAUCCAAUCCGUGUGAAGAUGGCACCCAUAACUGCGCCGCAGCAGAUCGGGCACAAUGUGUGCCCCAUGAACGUGGCUCAUUCACCUGUGUGUGCCUUCCUGGUUUUGCUGGCAAUGGGCACAACUGCACAGAUGUGGAUGAAUGUGCGGAAGGGCAAUGCCAUCAAGCUGCCAUCUGCCACAAUUCUCCCGGAUCCUUCUCUUGUCGCUGCCGGGAUGGCUAUGAAGGUGAUGGUUUCCACUGCUCUCCAGAGACCUUGCCCCCAGCAAUGACCCGCUGCCAACACCAGCGGCUGUAUGCAAGCCAGCGGGGGCCGUCUCUCCCGGGGGGACCCCAUGUACCAGACUGUGAUGACCAGGGGAACUACCGGCCACUGCAAUGCCACGGCAGCACCGGGAUGUGUUGGUGUGUGGACAGGGAUGGCAACGAGAUCCCCGGGACACAGGUGCCUCCUGGUGCUCCUCCACCGCUUUGCAGGGCUCCAGAGCCAACUCGGAGGCCGCAGACCAUGUGUGAGCGCUGGAGACAGAGCCUCCUGGAGCAUUACGGGGGCAACCCACAGGACGACCAGUAUGUGCCCCAGUGUGACUCUCUGGGCCACUUUAACCCCUUACAAUGCCACGGGAACAGUGGCUACUGCUGGUGCGUGGACGAACACGGCCGCGAGGUCCAAGGCACGCGGUCGGAACCCGGCGUCCCUCCACCAUGCCUGCCCAGUGUUGCUCCUCCGACAGUUCGCCCGUCUCCUCGCCCUGAUGUGGUCCCACCUUCUGCGGGGACGUUCCUCCUUUACGCUCAGGGCCAGCAAAUUGGUGCUUUGCCCCUGAACGGCACCCGGCUGAAGAAGGAGGCUGCCAGGACCCUGCUCUCCUUGCAUGGAUCCAUUGUGGUGGGGAUUGGCUAUGACUGUCGUGGGAAAAUGAUGUACUGGACGGACGUGGCGGGACGGAGCAUCAGCCGGGCGAGCCUGGAGCCAGGGGCAGAGCCGGAGACGGUCAUCAGCUCAGGCCUGAUCAGUCCUGAAGGCCUUGCCAUCGACCACCUCCGGAGCACCAUGUUUUGGACGGACAGCGGCUUGGACAAAAUUGAGAGUGCGAGGCUGGACGGUACGGAACGGCGAACCCUUUUUGCCACAGACCUGGUCAACCCUCGUGCAAUAGCAGUGGAUCCCAUCCGUGGGAAUCUUUACUGGACGGAUUGGAACCGUGAAGCCCCCAAAAUCGAGACGUCCACCGUGACAGGAGAACACAGGCGGAUUCUGGUCAACCAAGACAUUGGGUUGCCCAACGGUUUAACCUUCGACCCUUUUUCCAAACAGAUUUGCUGGGCGGAUGCAGGAACCAAAAAGCUGGAGUGUGCUUUACCUGAUGGAAGGGGAAGGCGGGUCAUCCAGAAUAACCUCAACUACCCCUUCAGUAUCGUCAGCUACGCCAAUUACUUCUUCCACACAGAUUGGAGAAGGUAGGUCUCUCCCUCCUAGCCCAGAAACUU